AUGCCCAACCCGAACUGGACCGACGCCCAGAACGCAGAGUUCGCGGCCAUCAUGGCCUCCUUCAAAGUGACGCACCGCGGCGAGCUCGACGAAGCGGGGUACGACGCGCUCGCUAGCCACGACCGCGCGCUGCGGCUCAACAUGUCCGACGACCCGCCGUGUGUCGUGGACAUGCACACGCGCGAGUGGUGGACCAUGGCCCCCGCUUUCGUCGCCGCCGUCACUGCUGAUCGCGCGGCCGAGGAGGCCAACCCCCAGUGCGAGCCUGGCGACGGGCCGGCGCUGGAGGAUAUGGGCUUCGAGGAGUCCAAGGCGCUGUUCUUCAAGCUGCUCGGCGAGCGGCACCCCUCGCGCGGCCCGCCGCCGGUGCCGUCGGGGUCGGGGUUGGGGUCGGCGUCGUGA
Vanrija pseudolonga is the source of this 402-nucleotide messenger RNA. RefSeq lists its product as uncharacterized. The record is from RefSeq and is a predicted model, not a curated record. The transcript has a single exon. NCBI's taxonomy places the organism in Eukaryota, Fungi, Basidiomycota, Tremellomycetes, Trichosporonales, Trichosporonaceae. The coding region runs from base 1 to 402 and encodes 133 amino acids.